This is a messenger RNA of Camellia sinensis, 666 nucleotides long. The record is from RefSeq and is a predicted model, not a curated record. Lineage: Eukaryota; Viridiplantae; Streptophyta; Magnoliopsida; Ericales; Theaceae.
AUGGAAGGAGCUAAGCAAGGGAGGUGGAUCCCUGUGGUGAGACAAAGGGGUGGACAUCAAAGAGGACAAAGAAGAGGAGUGUUCGAGGGACGCACAAGCUUCUUCACUGUAUUUGUGGAUAAUAUACCAAGAUCAGUGAAUCCGAAAGGGUUGUAUAACAUCUUCUCCAAGUUUGGUGUGAUGAAUGAUGUUUUUAUUCCGCAAAAGAGAAGGAAGCUCACUAACAUGAGAUUUGGGUUUGUAAGGUUUGACUGCCCUGUAGCUGCAACAGUAGCUGUUCAGAGAGCAAAUGGAUUAUGGGUGGACGAUACGGCAAUAGAGGUGAAGCGUGCAGCUUUUGGAAAGGAAAAGGAAGGAAGAAGCAGGGUAGGAGUAUCUACAGUCCAAAAGUCAUAUGCAGAAGCAGUGGUAGGACAAAAUAAUGCUCAAAAUGAUAGCCUUACUCUGAAGGCUGAGGAAAUAGGGAACAGGUGGCUGUAUGAAAGUGUAGUGGUCCACUUGAAGGAUGAGCAUGCAAAUGUCAACCUGAAGAAGGAACUUCAAGGAAUAGGAGUGGAAGAUGUUCUGAUCCGAGAGAGUGGAGGUCGCGAUGUGGUGCUAACAUUUAAGUCUAAGGAGGAGAAGGUAUUAAAAAUGCAGCCUAUCAAGGAGCUGAUUUUGGAGUAG